Messenger RNA from Nematocida major, 3414 nucleotides. Its product is annotated as DNA-directed RNA polymerase II subunit RPB2. Bases 1 to 3414 code for a protein of 1137 amino acids. The record is from RefSeq and is a predicted model, not a curated record. Gene Ontology annotation, biological process: DNA-templated transcription. The transcript has a single exon. Gene Ontology annotation, molecular function: DNA binding; ribonucleoside binding; DNA-directed RNA polymerase activity. Lineage: Eukaryota; Fungi; Microsporidia. Gene Ontology annotation, cellular component: RNA polymerase II, core complex.
AUGAAGAGUUUGACACAGGAGGACUGCUGGAGGGUAGUUUCGGCGUUUUUCAAGGAAAAAGGGCUGGUGAGGCAGCAGCUGGACUCAUUCAACGAGUUCAUACAGAGCACCAUGCAGGAAGUGGUAGACGAGAACUCGACCAUAGUGUUGCUGGCGCACAGCCCCACAGGAGAGGAGAGCCAAGCAAGAAAGUACACGAUAAAGUUCAAGCAGAUAUAUGUGAGCAAGCCGCCAACGAUAACGGAGCCUGACGGGCGGACGUCUCCCAUGUUUCCUAACGACGCAAGAGUAAGAAGCCUUACGUACUCUGCCUCGCUGUACAUAGACAUUGUCAAGACGGAGCAUGUGGGGGGCGAGGAGGUGGAGACGCGCCUGUACAAAAGAAUGCCGAUAGGUUCGAUCCCCAUCAUGCUGAGGUCGCAGUACUGCGUGUACAGCAACGUGGACGACAGGGACAUAAACCGGAUGGAGGAGUGCCCGUAUGACCAGGGAGGAUACUUUAUAGUGAACGGGUCUGAAAAGGUUCUGAUUGCGCACGAGCGAAUGGCGUCAAACCUUGUGUACAUUUUCAAAAAGGCGCCGCCGUCGCCGUAUCUGUACACGGCGGAGAUGCGGUCGGUUCCUGACCACGGGCUGCGGCUGCCGUCGUCGCUGACGAUUCGGCUGCUUUCCAAGCCUGCGGACGGCGCGGCGGGAGGCGGGCAUCUUCUCCGGGCGCUGCUUCCGCACGCGAAGGUAGACAUUCCUGUGGUGGUGAUUUUCCGGGCGCUUGGGUUUGUGUCGGACAAGGAGAUACUGGAGCACAUCUGCUACGACUUCUCGGACACGGAGAUGCUGGGCAUGCUGAGGCCGAGCAUAGAGGAGGCUUUUGUGAUCCAGGACCAGGGCGUGGCGCUGGACUACAUAGGAAAGCGGGUGGCGCCUGCGGGGUUCAGCAAGGAGAAGAGGAUCAAGUUUGCCAAGGACCUGUUCCAGAAGGAGUUUCUGCCGCACGUGGGGACAAAGGAGUUCUGCGAAACCAAAAAGGCGUACUUGUUUGGGUAUGCGAUAAACAAGCUGCUGAUGGUGGCGCUGGGCAGGCGAAGCGAGGAGGACCGGGACCACUAUGGGAGAAAAAGGCUGGACCUCGCAGGGCCGCUGAUGACGGGGCUGUUCCGGAUGCUGUUCAAGAAAAUGUGCAACGAGCUUGCCAAGCACAUGCAGCGGUGCAUAGACGGGAACAAAGACCUGAACCUGGUGAUUGGCCUGAGAACGUCCACGCUGACGCAGGGCCUGCGGUACUCGCUGGCCACGGGGAACUGGGGAGAGCAGUCCAAGAGCAUGCAGGCGCGGGCCGGGGUGGCGCAGGUGCUGAACAGAUACAACUACAUAUCGACGCUUUCGCACCUGCGGAGAGUGAACACGCCUAUAGGGCGGGACGGAAAGCUUGCAAAGCCGAGGCAGCUGCACUCCAGCCACUGGGGCAUGGUCUGUCCGGCAGAAACCCCGGAGGGGCAGGCCUGUGGGCUGGUGAAGAACUUUGCGCUGAUGUCGCACAUUUCGGUUGGGUCAAACUCGUCGCUGGUGAUUGAGCUGCUUGAAGAGUGCGGGCUGGAGGGCCUUGAGGAGGUCAGCCCGUCGGCGAUUGCCGGGGCCACGAAGGUUUUGGUGAACGGGUCGUGGGUGGGGGUGCACAGGUCGCCAAACGACUUGAUGAGCACGCUGAAGUACCUGCGAAGGUCCGGAGAGCUGUCCUCGGAGAUCGGGAUAGUCCGGGACCUGCGGGAGAGGGAAAUCCGGAUAAACACGGACAGCGGGCGCGCGUGCCGGCCUCUGUUUAUAGUCGAAAAAGGGGCGCUUAAGGUAGAAAAGUUCCUGGAGGAGAACAGACACAGACACUUCACGUGGGAGGAGCUGAUGACCGAGGGGUGCGUCGAGUUUCUGGACGUGGAGGAGGAGGAGACGGCAAUGGUUGCGGUCAAGCCGGAGGACCUGCAGGGCUCGGAGAUCAUGUACACGCACUGCGAGAUACAGCCUGCAACAAUACUGGGGGUGUGCGCGUCAAUUGUGCCGUUUCCAGACCACAACCAGUCGCCAAGAAAUACGUACCAGAGCGCUAUGGGUAAGCAGGCCAUGGGGAUGUAUGCAACAAACUUUUUGAUGCGCAUGGACUCGCUGUCGAACGUGCUGUGCUAUCCGCAGAAGCCGCUGGUGAUCACGCAGAGCAUGAACUUCCUGCGGUUCAGAGAGCUUCCGUCAGGGCAGAACGCCAUGGUUGCAAUUGCAUGCUACAGCGGGUACAACCAGGAAGACAGUGUGGUGAUGAACCGAGGGUCUGUCGACCGGGGGCUGUUCCGAAGCUUUUUCUACAGAACGUACAGCGACAUCGAAAGCCGAACAAAGCCGGAGGAGCAGGAGUGCUUCAUGAAGCCGGACCGGAGAAGCGUGAUGCGGAUGAAGAACGCAAACUACGAGAAGCUGGACAUAGACGGGCUUGUGCUGCCGGGAACGCGGGUCUCGGGCGAGGACGUUUUGAUAGGAAAAGUCGUCACCACGCCAGACGGGUCCAAAGACGCCAGCACGACCAUGCGGGGCACAGAGAGCGGAGUUGUUGACCGGGUCAUACUGACGACGAAAGACGGGUACAGGUACACGCGAAUCCGGGUGCGGUCGGCAAGAACCCCGCAGAUGGGAGACAAGUUUGCGUCGCGCCACGGGCAGAAGGGAACUAUUGGAAUCAUGCUCCCGCCCGAGGACAUGCCGUUCACUGCAGACGGAAUAACGCCGGACAUCAUCAUCAACCCGCACGCCAUUCCCAGCAGAAUGACGAUCGGGCAUCUGGUGGAGUGUCUUCUUGGAAAGGUCAGCUCGAUGUCUGGAAAGGAGGGAGACGCCACGCCGUUCACGGGGCUCAGCGUGGAGGAGAUAAGCGAGGAGCUGCGCAAGCACGGGUACCAGAAGAGAGGGUUUGAGGUGAUGUACUCGGGGUCCACGGGAAGAAAGCUGCGGAGCCAGGUGUUUAUUGGGCCCACGUACUACCAGAGGCUGAAGCACAUGGUGGCAGACAAGAUGCACGCGCGCGCGAACGGGCCUGUGCAGAUUCUAACAAGGCAGCCGGUGGAGGGAAGAAGCCGAGACGGAGGCCUUAGGUUUGGAGAAAUGGAAAGGGACUGUAUGAUAUCGCACGGGGCAGCGUCCUUCCUCAAGGAGAGGCUGUGCGACGUAAGCGACCGCUUUGAGGUGUUCAUUUGCAACGACUGCGGGGUGUUCUGCGCAGGAAACAAAGAAAGAGGGCUGUACCAGUGCCAGCUGUGCGGAACCCGCACGGCCAUAAGCGCGGUGUACAUGCCGUACGCCUUCAAGCUUCUUGUGCAGGAGAUGAUGGCCAUGUGCAUAUCGGUGCAGAUGCGGCUGGAGACGUGGAAGAAAAUAUAA